Coregonus sp. 'balchen' is the source of this 37229-nucleotide messenger RNA. NCBI's taxonomy places the organism in Eukaryota, Metazoa, Chordata, Actinopteri, Salmoniformes, Salmonidae. The record is from the annotation of a GenBank genome assembly.
AUGCCCUCAGCGAUGAAUGGCAACAGGACAGUGCAGUCGGCCAGCCCAGAUGUGGGAUCUGCUCCUGGACAGAUCACCCUGGGCGGAGGGCAGUCCUCUGGGGCCCAGACCGAGGCAAUGAAGCAGGUCCUGGGCGUCGUCGACAAGAAGGUCCGCAACAUGGAGAAGAAAAAGGUACAUCUCCUUUUAUUUUGGGGGAAUGAAACUUCCACAAAUGUGAUGAGGGUGAAAAGUGGCCCCUGGGGGGUAUUGGAGUAAUAAAGUUACUUGGCCUUUUGAUACCUCCAUCUCUGGUGCCACCUCCUGCCAUUGUGCCUUUGAGCAAUACACCUAACCUGGGGUGUAAUCAUUAGUUCAAAACGUUUUGUAACAAAUGAGAGUUCAGGCCUUGAAUUGUGUGGCCCCUUGUGUGGCCGUAAUGCCCCCUAAAAAAAUCCAUGCCCUUGGGCUGAAUAUAAUAAUUAGAACUCCCUUCUCCUGGCUGACAAUCGCAGUGCUCUGAAGCACCUCUCACUCACAUGGAUUUCUCAGAUAUCUCAAUUCUUAUUAGCCAAUGCCUGUCACGUGAUCGGGUUCUUUUCACACUCAUCGCAGCUCCGAAGUAGGCUACAAGUGAAGAUGGGCACAUCAGCGGGGCCGCAACGGCACGUAUCGUUAUCGAAUUCUGAGGCGCAUAUUGAAGAUGUUAGAAGAACUGUACACAUUUUACUUUUUGUCAGCCAACAAGAUGAACAACGAACACCAAAAGUAUUAGCCUAUGUCAAUCUACUAUCCCCCCCAUAGUACAAAAGUUAUAUUCUAUUAAUCAGCUUGUCGUUCUGUGCGAGAAAUAAACAUUCAAAAACAGACUCUGGGACAGUUGUCGGACGAUAGACCCAAUUAAUACAACCACAAAGAAAAAAAAAAAAAAACGUUUAAAAGCAAUGAGGCUGAUGCAACUGAUCAGAACGCUUAGCUUAAAAUGUUGAUAAACUAUUAGGCUAUUUCUUCACGUUAGAAAAGCAGCAAUGCGCACAUGGCAGUAGGCUAUAAGGAAUUAAUGUUCCAAAAUGCAAUUGGCGGAAAACACUGUUCUCAAAAGCGCACUGCAAAUGCGAGUGGUUUCAAAUGACUGAUGAAAAGGUCCUUUUUUUUUUAGAAAGAGGGAAGAUUUUAAAAAUGCAACAACUAGCAUGGGUUGUUAAUAUGACUAGGAUUGUCUUUGGUUGCUGGGACAACGAAAGACAGUUAAGAACAUGCCAUACUGGUUUCAGUGGCAUAUGAGGAAGUGUUUAUAAAAUAAUCCACUUAACAUUCCUAUGGUUGGAACACGGUAAGACAUGCCUCAUAAAAUGACAAAGAAAUGUCCAGGUUUUAAACAAUUACCUUUAUGGUUUAAAUAGUUUCAAAAUGUUGACUGCCUCUGGGUUAAUGGCCUUGGUGCCCUGCCAGAUUGGGUACUUCCUGAAGGCCAAAUGGUCUUGCCCCUAAAAUCACAAAAAAUUCCAGGCCUGCGAGAGUUUUUAUUGGACAAAUUCAGGUAGGUCUCUCCCCAUUUGGUUCCUAGUGAAUACACCCCUGCUCUUCGGCUGACCCGGCACUGCUUCCAGCGUCUUUUCUGUAGUGUCUGGGGGGGGACUUGGGAAUUAAAAACAGACUGCAAACAGACACAUUUCUGUUUUUGAUGGACAACCGUUACUUGUAUCGUAUUCUAUGGAUGCAUAGAGUGUGGCACUUUUGCUACUGCGCAGGCUCAGUGCCAACAUUGUGCUGAUCAUGAUGACCGCAGUUUCCUAUCAGACCAAGAUCAAUCAAGGCGCAUUGCGUUAUGCAAUUCCUUCCAACUGUGGAGGAGGAGGAGGAGAGGGGACUCUAAAAUAGACACAGCUGUCCUAGCAAGUCAUCCAGUACUGCAGACACAGCAUCUUGCUUUUUUGCUCUCACUGCUUAGUUGCAACAUCACCUCGUCUUCCCCGACAUUACAGUUGCACAAUCAAAGUGCAAGUCCCUCUCUGCAGACUGGCAGGCUAGCUCAGCUCAGUUUUCAAACUUUUCUUGCCCAGGGACCCCCACCCAGGCAAACCGACGACCCAGGGACCCCAAUCAUAUGUUACAAGUAAUCAACAUUUUUAACAGUUCAUUGGAAGAGAAAGUGUAAAAUAACUUCAGCUGUGUUCGAAUACUCAUACUAACUGUACAAUUUUGACUUAAUUGAGGAUGUAGUAUGCUUAUUGGUCAUAGUAUGGAUAUAGUUAGUAUGCCAAAAGUUCCCGGAUGUCGUACUACAUUCGCCAAAAUACAAGGUAUACAAGCAGUGGACACUAUUUCUGUGCUUUUAGGGCCCAUAAUGCGAUUCUUCAGAAAAUGGGCGUUGCUUCACCACAUUUUCCGAAUUUAAAAAAAAAAAAAAUUUUGCAGCAGAAGUCCGAGAGCGGAUACAAAUUCAUUGCUUUAACUAAUUAUGACAAGUGUUAAAUGUUGAGCAGUGUAAUGACUUUUCAAUGAAGUUACAUUACACGUUAUGUUGGCUGACAAUUUGUUAGCUACGCUAUCCUUACGAACUGCAUAGCAUAUCAUUACAGCAGCAGUAUGUUAGCUAGCUGUCUAACGUUAGUUGGCUACUAAUACAUUGAACUUGCCAGUACAUUAACUAUAUGCUAUCUAACUAACUACCCAAUCUAACUACUACUUGAUUAUUCACAUCAUUCAUAGCUUAGCUAAGUGGUAUAGUCUUUGUGCAUUCUCAAUGGACAUUGUUAAUUCGGGUGUGUUCGUAAAUUCGCUCUGGCUAUCUACUCUGAUUUCAGAGCACUCUCAUCUGUGUGUGCCAGAGCGCAGAAUAACUGAUGAAUUUACGAACGCUCGACACCCGUUGAAUACAGCUGGUGUCAGUAAACAUUGGCAAAAAAAGCGUAAUUAAAUUCUUGCCAGUAGCACAGUUAGUCACCAACACUCUGGAUAACAUGAAAACAGUCUAACCAGCUCUGCUAGGAUGAGUAAAAUGGUCAGAGUGAGGUGUUCUCUCAUUUGUACUGGAAGUAGCUAGCAGGCUAGCCAACGUUAGCCAGUUAGCUUGAGUGCUUGACUGCCGUUGUCAGGUCAGAACGCUCGGAUCAACCCUACUCCUCGGCCAGCGCGUCCAGUGUGUGCUCUGAAUUUUACUAACGGACAAUCUGACAACGCUCUGGAUUUACGAACGCCCAGAGCGCACUCUGGCACUCCAGAUUUGAAUUUACGAACACACCCGAAGUCGUAAGAUGUCCUAGCUAGUAAUUUGUUAUGCUAGCAAGAGGUAGCAACAGCAUCAACUUCCGGUAGACAGGCGUAGCGCUAGUACACUCAACUGAAAGGAUACCGUUAAUUUACAGUAUACUAAAAUGAACUAAUGGUAUGUAGUGUGUGUAUAUACUCAUUAAGUAUAGAGUAUGUUAGUAUGGGUAUUCGAACACAGCUAUAAUGGGCGGCAGGUAGCUUAGUGGUUAAGAGCGUUGUGCCAGUAACCGAAAGGUCGCAGGUUCUAAUCCCUGAGCCCACUAGGUGAAAAAUCUGUCGAUGUGCCCUUGAGCAAGGCACUUAACCCUAAUUGCUCCUGUAAGUCGCUCUGGAUAAGAGCGUCUGCUAAAUGACCUAUUAUUAUUAUUAUUAUUAUUAUAAUCUACUAGCUAGAAAGCUAUCUUGGCAGCGUAUAGAGCAUUUUGCAGUAAGGGGGGGGGGGGGGAUUCUCCCUUACUGUCUAGCUUUUAUUUGAUUGUUAGUUUUCAAAGAUGGUAUUAUAAAAAAAAUAUAUAUAUUGUUCAAUAUCUUUUCUGCAUGCUUUCUAUCGUUUAAAUUGACACUGAAACUGUUUUUCCAAAUUACUACUUUCUAUACAGGAAAAUAGGUCCAAUUACUGUAAUUUCCUUCAUAUUGAAGGAGAUUUUGGCAAUGAAGCCAUUUUUAUCUGUUUCCCCAGAGUCAGAUGAACAGGAACCGCGAUCAUGCUAACUGUACCUGUAGACUUCCAGGCAUUGUGCUAACGCUAGUUAGCAUUGGCUCAUGAAACUACCUCGAACCUCUUUUUUUUUUAUAGUGGACACAGAGACAUAAUGUUUUAAUCCACAAUGGUAUUCUGUUGCAGCUAGCGAUAUUUAAAUUAUUUUUCACAUCAAGAAAUCCCAAAAUAUACCCCCCCCCCCCCCCCCCCCCCCAAAAAAAAAAAGUGUGGAGCCCCUGUAGUACCCGUAUAGGGGCUCGGACCCCCGUUUGAAAACCCCUGCGCUAGCUAGCUACUGUAGCUAGCUAUGCGUUGCCUUGUUUAGCAAGCUAGCUAGCAAGCCCGUUAGGCAGAUAGACAGACAAUUAAUGAUAUGAGGCCUUAUGUGUGAGUGUGUAGAAUCAAACAAACGUUUAGCAUCAAAUAUUUCAUUUAAUUUGGCAAAGAACAAGCAAUGUAGGUUUUUCAAGCACAUGGAAAAAACGUCUAUGUUAGCUAACACUAGCAUAAUAACAUGGCGACUGUCUGCAGGCAAAAUUAUGUUGGUUGGCGUUGAUGUCUUGAAAUGGCCAAUAAUAAUCAUUCUCCGUAAUUGCAUGAAUUACCGGCCUAGUUGUAAAAUCAACUUUAUCUCAGUUUUAGCUAGGCUUUGUGUUCUCAGUGCGGCUGGUUGAGUAGGCAGGUUUGUGGUGUUUGCCAAAGCUGUUCUGAAGAAGUUGUCCAUCUCAUUAACUCACUAGCUGUCAAGCACACUUGUACUGUGUUGAGAUAAUAUAAUAAUAAUAUAAUAUGCCAUUUAGCAGACGCUUUUAUCCAAAGCGACUUACAGUCAUGCGUGCAUACAUUUUUUUUUUUUGUGUAUGGGUGAUCCCGGGGAUGUAUGGCGUUGCUCUGAGGUGUCAACAAACCUGUCAUGUUUUUAGUGCAGCGUUACCGUGGUCCUCUGUAGUUCAAUUGGUAGAGCAUGGCGCUUGUAACGCCAGGGUAGUGGGUUCGAUCCCCGGGACCACCAUGCACGCAUGACUGUAAGUCGCUUUGGAUAAAAGCAUCUGCUAAAUGGCUUAUUAUUAUUAUUUACCAUGGGAUUAGCAACCUGGGGAUGAGGUUACCAUUGGAUAUCUGUUGCAGGUUUUGAUGUUUUUUUGGCCCUAACCAUACACUUUAAACAACAACAAUCCCACCAAUCAGGAAUGAGGAUCGGGGCAUCGCUUCCCACCUAAACCAACAACCGAGACAUUUCAGCUCUUAUCUUCUACUAUGUAGAAUUUUUUAGUUUUUAUUAUUCCAUUAGAUCAACAUACUGUAAUGGUUUUAAUCCUCUCUGUCUCACAGGGCAAGCUGGACGAUUAUCAAGCCAGGAAGGACAAAGGGGAGCGUCUCAAACCAGGACCAGCUGGUGGGUCAGCGUUCUACAACAUACUGUAUGAGUCCUAUAUCAUCUGUAGUCACUGAGCUAACAUUACUGGGUUGGUGUAAGCAAAUUUUCCACUGCAUUGCUUUCACCAAUUAGCCGACGUCUUCAGUUCAGUCAUUACUUCAAGGAAGCAGGAAGGAAUGAUGCAAUACAUUUUUAAGACUUUGAACAGUAGAUGUUAGGCUUUCUGUGUUAACCAGUUUCCUCUGUCUCUCUCAUCUCUGAAGGAUGCCCUGACCAAGUAUCAGGAAGUGACUAAUAACCUGGAGUUUGCCAGGGAGUUACAGAAGAGCUUCCUCUCACUGGGGCAAGAUGUAAGCAAGACUCUUAACCACUAAACUGCUCCAGGGGGCGCUGCUCUGUGGCUGACCCUAGAUUCCAACCCCUUUGCGGGGUUGUGUGUAUUUCUUCUUGGGAGGUUAAAAUGGCAAUGGAUGACAGUGUUCUUCUAACACUGGAGCUCUGGAACUAGUGUCUCUGGUGUUACCCCUGUGUCCGUUUUGAAUUGAUAUGGCCAGCACCACACACUGGAGGUAUAUUAUAUUUUCAGCUUAUUCAUUACUUUGUGGUCCGACUCCCUGCUCUUUGUCCGGCAAACGGUACCGGAGCAUCGGCUCUCGGACCAACAGGCUCCCCAAGCCAUCAGACUGCUACAUAGCCAGACUUCUACAUAGUCAAUUAAUGGUACUCUAACUAUCUGCACUGACUAUCUUGCACACUCACUAGACUCUCUCUCUCUCUCUAUAUAUAUAUAUAUAUAUAUAUAUAUAUAUAUAUAUAUAUAUAUAUAUAUAUAUAUAUAUAUAUAUACAUACACACACUCACUCACUCAUACACACCUUACAAAACUCCCACACAUUCACUACAUAAAACACACGCAGACCAACACAACGCACAUUCUCACACUUACUCAUCAUGUGCUGCUCUGUCCAUUAUUUUAUUAUCUAUCCUGAUGCCUAGUCACUUUGGUAUUCGUACUUCCUGUAUAUAGCUCCUCAUUGAGCUGGUACUUCCUGUAUAUAGCUUCAUAUUGAGUUGGUACUUCCUGUAUAUAGCUCCACAUUGAGCUGGUACCUCCUGUAUAUAGCUCCACAUUGAGCUGGUACCUCCUGUAUAUAGCUCCACAUUGAGCUGGUACCUCCUGUAUAUAGCUCCACAUUGAGCUGGUACCUCCUGUAUAUAGCUCCACAUUGAGCUGGUACUUCCUGUAUAUAGCUCCACAUUGAUCUGGUACUCCCUUUAUAUAGCUCCAUUCUUCUGUAUUUUAACUCUGCGUUGUUGGGAAGGGCUCGUAAGCAAGAAUUUCACAGUGAAGUCUGUACCAGUUGUAUUUGGCACGUGACAAAUAACAUGUGAUUUUCCCCUCCUCUCCAGAUCCAGAGGGUGGUGAAGAAGGCAGUGAGGCGGGAGCAGCUCCAGAGGGAAGAGUCUGAGCAGAAGAGGCUGAAGACGAUCCUGGAGGUCCAGUUCCUCCUGGACAGGCUGGGGGAGGACCGUGUGAGGCAGGAGCUGAGACAGGGGGCCGCCGGGGGAGGCACCCCCUCACUACUCACCGACACGGAGCUCACUGCCCUGGAUGAGCUCUAUAAACUAGUGGGACCAGAACCACACCAAAACACCAGGUUAGACAGUGGGGGGGGAAAAAAGAUAUGUGGAAGUUUUUUUUUUUUUUUUUACUAUAACUUUCCUUUCUCAUGAAAACAUGUCUUGGUUUCAGGAGAGGGCUUCUCAGCCCAUCUGUCGAAUAAUUUACAUACCAUGAACAUGAUGGUCAACUUCGAUGUUUGUUUAGAAGCCGGGGUUUCACUUUUUUGACAACCCCGAUUUGAGAGGGAAUUGCAACUCAAGCCUUACCAAGACGUUUGUGUCAAUGUUGCACUCAAAAGCAGAAGCAUUGAACAGCUUGUGGGGGGGGUAUCCAUUUUUCUUUCUUUCACAAGUUCCAACUUUACCACUCCUAUUGCAGGUUUACUGACCAGUACGAGGAGGCUUCUCAACACCUCAUGGAUCUGUUGGAGGGGAAGGACAAAGCUGUGGCAGGAACUACAUGUAAGUCUAACCAACAACUGCCUGGGUGUGUGUUCAGUGACGUGAAAAGUUCUGAAUGUUGCAGAUAGAAUGAAUAGAGCUGAGAGGAUUCUCUAUUCUAUCUGAAUAUCAUUUCUGUUCUACACGAUACCUUUUUGAAUGUUCUGUGACUUUAGAUCCUCAUUAACAAGUCCCUCUGCAAUUGUCUCUGUGUGGAUGGAAGCUACUGGAAAUAAUGUAAUUUAGAUUUUUUUUUUAUCUAAAUGCCAGUGGUUGUCAAGUAGCAUUGCUAGGUUUUUUUUUUGUCUUCCAGUUUGGCCAUAGCCUGCUCCCAGAUCAAAUAUAUCUGGGACCAGGCUAGUUUGGCCAAUGACUUUGUCUAAUAUUUGUUCUCUAGACAGGAAAGACAUUUAAUUAUUCAGGAAGACUCGCAGUGUUAUCAUUUAGUUACCCAGUAGGUGGCGAUAUAUUUGGCAGGAUAUUGUGGCAAUGGCAAAUGGCUUUAUAACUCCAUGAUCAGAAAAGACUGAAAGGAUUGUGUGUGUGUUUGGACUUGCCACUGGAUGCUUAGAGCUGGCAGUAACUAUCCACUGUCUGUCACACAACUCGUUGAUGACAAGAUGUCUCCUUCAUAUCCUGAGGUGUCUGCCUUCAGAGAGAGAUCAUGGAGACCUAAAGGCAACCCAGUUCCCGUCUGUUCUGUUAUUUCCAAGGCCUUGUACAGUAGAUAUGAGGGUGCAUUCUGCAUGAGUAAUCAUGUCCUAGGGGGUAUAGGCUAUAAGAGUGUUGGUUUGAGAUUGCUGAGGCCUUGGGGGACACAGUGACGUGUUCUGGUGUUGAAUGCUGAGGGCUUCUCCAUACUCAGCCAGGGCAGGAUGCCCCAUCCCUGUGGUCCAGUAGACGACUAUAGGGCAGGGUGCCAGUUGCCCCGUCCCCUGUGGUCCAGUAGACGACUAUAGGGCAGGGUGCCAGUUGCCCCAUCCCCUGUGGUCCAGUAGACGACUAUAGGGCAGGGUGCCCCGUCCCUGUGGUCCAGUAGACGACUAUAGGGCAGGGUGCCAGUUGCCCCAUCCCUGUGGUCCAGUAGACGACUAUAGGGCAGGGUGCCAGUUGCCCCAUCCCCUGUGGUCCAGUAGACGACUAUAGGGCAGGGUGCCCCGUCCCUGUGGUCCAGUAGACGACUAUAGGGCAGGGUGCCAGUUGCCCCAUCCCCUGUGGUCCAGUAGACGACUAUAGGGCAGGGUGCCCCGUCCCUGUGGUCCAGUAGACGACUAUAGGGCAGGGUGCCAGUUGCCCCAUCCCUGUGGUCCAGUAGACGACUAUAGGGCAGGGUGCCAGUUGCCCCAUCCCUGUGGUCCAGUAGACGACUAUAGGGCAGGGUGCCAGUUGCCCCGUCCCCUGUGGUCCAGUAGACGACUAUAGGGCAGGGUGCCCCGUCCCCUGUGGUCCAGUAGACGACGAUAGGGCAGGGUGCUAGUCAGUGGCCCCAGUAUCGCCUGCCCUGUGGUCCUCAAAAAGUUAUACAGCUGUACCAUUGAGAACAUCUUGACUGGCUGCAUCACUGCCUGGUACGGCAACUGCAAGGCACCUAACAACAAGGCGCUACAGAGGGUGACGUGGAUAUCCCAGUACAUCACUGGGGCCGAGCUCCCUGCCACUCUGUCAGGCGGUGUGAAAGGAAGGCCCGGAAAAUGUUUAAAGGGCAGACCAUCAUUUUGACUCAUUGUCUAAUGCUCCCGAUUAGUUUUCCCAAGACGUUCCCCUUCAAGUGAUCCCAAUGGUUUAAUCCAGAACAAAUCUCUAUAACCUAGCAGCAAGCUGCAGUUGCUUGUUGAGCCUGUGUGGAAGAUGGAGAACAAUAGUCAAGGUUCUACUGUUAGGGUAAGAUGAAAGAUGUAUGCAGACUCCAGCCACUCAAGCCAAAUAAUGUUCUCUCUGCUUCCGCGAGGCAAGAAGUACCGAUGCAUCAAGUCCGGAACCUACAGGACCCUGAACAGCUUCUAUCCCCCAAGCCAUAACACUACUAAAUAGCUAACAGUGGCUACGGGGCUUAUCUCAGUUGACCUUGUAUUUAUUAAUUUUUUGCACUGUCUCUCACAGGACCCUACACACACAUAUGCGUGCACACACACACACACCCACCCACAUAGAUUAAAUAUAUGCAGUAGUGGUAACUGUGGGCUUUAAUCUUACUCUUGAAAUUUGUAAUGGUAGAAUGCCCAAGGUGCAAUGUCGAAAUUGGAUAGUCCAUCGUCAUUGUCAUGUCAGUCAUUGCAUUUGUAACUUGUCAGAAAUGUCCAGAUCAACUAGCCCAUUUUAGCUAGUGUUUUUUUUUUUUUUUUUUUUUAGCCCAUAGAUUUUGUUGUAAUGUUUGAGUCACUCAAAUAUCACAUGAAUACACAUUAGACGUGACAAAACGUAUAGAAUUGCAAGAAAAUGUGUUUUUAAAACUGCUAAAUCUUCUCUGCACCCCAUGACAAAAUGUGUAGAAUUGCAGGAAAUAAGCUUUAAACCUGCUUUAAAUGUUUUCUCCACCAACGAGGGGUGGGAACAGUGUGUGUCAUGAACAGUGCUUGUGGCCAUAGAAAGAGACAUGGUGUGCAGGGGGGCACGGGAUGUUCCUCAAUGCUGGAAGGGGGCCCUGAGUGGAAAAAGUUUGGGAACUAAUAUAUCUUGAUUUAGAUAAGUAUUCAACCCCCUGAGUCAAUGCAUGUUAGAAUCAGCUUUGGCAGUGAUUACAGCUGUGAGUCUUUAUGGGUAAUUCUCUAAGAGCUUUGCAUACCUGUACUGUACAAUAUUUGCCCAUUUUUUUUAUUAUUUGAGAAAUUCUUCAAGCUCUCAAGUUGGUUGUUGAUCAUUGCUAGACAGCCAUUUUUAUGUCUUGCCACAGAUUUGGAAGUCAAAACUGUAAUUAGGCCACUCUGGAACAUUCAGCGUUGUCUUGGUAACCAACUCCAGCGUAUAUUUGGCCUUGUGUUUUAGGUUAUUGUCCUGCUGAAAGGUGAAUGUGAAUGUGUCUGUGUCUGUUGGAAAGCAGACUGGAUUCUGCCUGUGCUUAGUUCUAUUCCGUUUCUUGUUAUCCUAAAAAAAACACUCCCUAGUCCUUGCCAAUGACAAGCAUACCCAUAAUAUGAUGCAGCCACCACCAUGCUUGAAAAUAUGAAGUGGUACUCAGUGACGUGUUGGAUUUGCCCCCAAACAUAACGCUUUGUGUUCAGGACAAAAAGUUAAUUUCUUUGCCAUAUUUUUUGCAAUAUUACUUUAGUGCCUUAUUCCAAACAGGAUGCAUGUUUUGUAAUAUUUUUGUUCUGUACAUGCUUCUUCCUUUUCACUGUCAUUUAUGUUGUGGAGUACCUACAAUGUUGUUAAUCCAUCCUCAGUUUUCUCCUAUCACAGCCAUUCAAACUCUGUAACUGUUUUUAAAAUCACCAAUGGCCUCAUGGGGAAAUCCCUGUGCAGUUUCCUUCCUCUCCGGCAACUGAGUUAGGAAGGACGCCUGUGUAGGGUCGCUCAGCCCCAGAAGUGACUCUUAUCAACUGUAUGCAAGAAUUUGCUGUGUGUCGUCUUAGGAAUUCAACAUUCUCUGUGUCGUCUUGGGAAUUCAACAUUCUCUAUGUUGGUCUUGCCAACCUUCAUUGUCACACCUCUGAGAAGCAGAGUUUACAUCAUGUGGGUCCAUCUGAUUGGAUGUUUAACUUUACAGUAAUACUAUUGGCCAUCAACUCAGGUUUUGAAUCCUAACAACUCAGAUGCUUAUAAAAGGGUCUUAGAUUCAUUGUUCUAUCUCUUAUGUGUUCCUGACCUGCUGUGGUGAGAUUCUCUCUCUCUCUCUCCAUGCUUAGAAAAAUGCUUUGUACCUUUAAGUUUAUGCCUUGUGAAUCCAUUCAUUUUACAAAGUAAUUAAAUACACUUGUAUUUAGAAUUCUAUUCUCAAACAUUUCUUAAUUGCCUACUACUGUAACUCAACUGUAGUCUUCUUGCAUAUUAUUAUUUAUCUUAUGGAGUCAGAAAGAUGUCAUUUAAUGGGCUAAUGGCUUAGUCUUAAUUCGAGUCGCAUGUGAGGUAUUUAUAAUAGCAUACUUUUUUUAAAUAUGACUGUCCACUACACCUGUAUCUUAGUAGUAACUGGAUGUAUUGAUACACCAUCCAAAGUGUAAUUAAUAACUACACCAUGCUCAAAGGGAUAUAUAUAUUCAAUGUCUGCUUUUUACCAAUAGGUGCCCUACUUUGCGAGGCAUUGGAAAACCUCCCUGGUCUUUGUGGUUGAAUCUGUGUUUGAAAUUCACUGCUCGACUGAGGGACCUUACAAUUAUCUUUGUGUGGGGUACAGAGAUGAGGUAGUCAAUUUUAAAAAAUCACGUUAAAACACUAUUGCACACAGUGAGUCCAUGCAACUUUUGUAGACUUGUUAAGCAAAUGUUUACUCCUGAACUUAUAUAGGAUUGCCAUAACAAAAGGGUUGAAUACUUAUUGACUCAAGACAUUUCAGCUUUUCAUUUUUAAUUAAUUUGUAAACCUUUCUAAAAAAAAAAAAAAAAAACACAUUUUUUCCACUUUGACAUUAUGGGGUAUUGUGUGUAGGCCAGUGACACACACAAUCUCAAUUUAAUCCAUUUUAAAUUCAGGCUGUAACACAACAAAAUGUGGAAAAAGUCCAAGGGGUGUGAAUACUUUCUGAAGGCACUGUAUGCUGCUGCUCUGGUUAUCAUAUCCUGAUCAGUGGAGGCUGCAGAGGGGAUGGCUGCUCAUAAUGUCUGGAACGGCGCAAAUGGAAUGGCAUCAAACACAUGGAAACCAUGUGUCUGACGUAUUCGAUUCCCCUUAUUCCGCUCCAGCCAUUACCACGAGCCCGUCCUCCCCAAUGAAGGUCCCACCAACCGCCUGUGAUUGGAACUGACCCUGUGUAUAUAGUUUCUAAUUUCUCAUGUUUUUCCUUUAUUUCUAUUUCUCGUGUUUUUUGUUCUACCUAAUGUUAUUUUUUAGUACUACAUUGAUAGAUUACUGCAUUGUUGGGUUUAGAGCUAGCAAGAAAGGCAUUUCACUGUACUUGUGCACGUGACAUUUUAAAAACUUGAAACCGUAGACGGCAAUAGGGCAGGGUGCCAGUCAGUGGCCCCAGUAUCGCCUGCCCUGUGGUCCCACACAGAGGACCCAUUCACACACAACAGCACUUAACAGCUCUACAGCCAUACAAGUGACCCCAUUCUGCUUAACGAGGUUAGAAAACCCCCUCUCUCGGAGAACUGCCUUAUAAUAGGCAAGUUGUAGUGCAUGGUUGAAACAAGCAGAUUCUCCGGUUAGAUUUGUCCACCAUCAUAUUGCAUUGUAGAUGUCAACAGUGUAGUGCGUUUUUGAAUGGAGUUCCUAUUGUUGCUGAUGGCUCCAUCACAGUUUGGGUCGGCAUGAUGGUUUGAAAAGGGUAUCAGAUGGUCCCUUUUUGGCAUCAGCAGGCACUGACUAGCCUAGUGGAAGUUUUGUACAUUGACAUGUUAUGUUAUGUUGUUUCUGAUGGUAUUCUCAAUUCCCCUCCCCACCCAGACAAAGCGCUGAAGGACAGCCUGGACCGGGUGCUGCUAAGCGGGUACUUUGACCAAGCCCAGUCCCACCAGAAUGGAGUGUGUGAGGAGGAAGAGCCGGCUGUAGUCAAGGAGACUGAGGAGCAGGCCGUCGACCCAGGUCAAAAUCUUUGACGUUGGCGUUUAGAAAUGUGCACUUUGAGUUAUAAAUUGACCAAGUUAUAUAUUUUCUGUUUGCUAAACUGGUCUCUUUCCAUCCUUAGAAAUGUGCACUUUUUUUUUCUCCCCCAUUUAUUUUUAAAUGACGAAGCAAUACCCAUGUAGCUGUUGGCGAAAGUACACUUUUUAGUUGGUUAAUUUGUAAUCAAGUUGUAAGCAAUACAAAUGUAGUUAGCUUAAGUGCACUUUUCAAAUUUAAUUUGUAAGCAAUACAAAAUGUAGCUGUUAGCUCCUUUUUUACGUUUGUUGUAUUGUAUUUUUGUUAUUUUACCACCACUACAAAUUUCCCAAUUGGGACAAUAAAGAUGUUGGUUGAUUUGAACAUCUUUCGUCCUGCGUUCUGAAAGUUAUUUUUCUCUUUCCAGAGGGAGAAAUAGUUGACGAUUACAUAGAGCCCGUUGAGGUGGAAGCUACAGAGGUGAGAGGACUUCCUACCAUGGGUCGUGUUGAUUUGAGCCUCAUUUUGGCCAAACUUAAAACGAUAAAAAAAAAUGCAUUUUGUGACGGAAAACUAAAAUGAGUGCUUCUUAUUGGACAAAUUUAAUUCAGAUAGUACCGAUCAAUUUCACUGAUUUCAGAGCUUCAUUUUUUCUUCCUUCCGUUUAGUACCUACUGAACACGACCCUUCUAUUUUCAGUUCUUAUGACUUGGCUAGUUUGUGACGGCGGCCAUCUUGUUUCUGUGUUUCAGUUCGUUAACAGACAGUUCAUUCCAGACACCACAUACAGCAGCUGCGACAAGGAGCAAGGAGAUGAGUGGACCUCAGAAACGGAGGUAUGUAUGUAUGCUGCUCGCCUGUUCCUGACCACUACUUCCUACAGUCCACUGGUUUCCUCUCCUCACCAUCACACAGCACUCACUAAAAGCUGAUGGGUACCUUUUUUUCUUUGUUGAUUAAAAAAAUAAAUGAAUUAUGAAUGUUUUUCAGUUUAACAGACAGCAUCUAUUAAAGAUCAGUGUCCAUUGCACAUGCCCCACACAAACUAUAUAUAUGUGUGUGUGUACAAUUGAAGUCAGAGGUUUACAUACACCUUAGCCAAAUACAUUUAAACUCAGUUUUUCACAAUUCCUGACAUUUUAAUCCUAGUAGAAAUUCCCUGUCUUAGGUCAGUUAGGAUCACCACUUUAUUUUAAGAAUGUGAAAUGUCAGAAUAAUAGUAGAGAAUGAUUUAUUUCAGCUUUCAUUUCUUUCAUCACAUUCCCAGUGGGUCAGAAGUUUACAUGCACUCAAUUAGUAUUUGGUAGCAUUGCCUUUCAAUUGUUUAACUUGGGUCAGACGUUUCGGGUAGCCUUCCACAAGCUUCCCACAAUAAGUUGGGUGAAUUUUGGCCCAUUCCUCCUGACAGAGCUGGUGUAACUGAGUCAGAUUUGUAGGCCUCCUUGCUCGCACACGCUUUUUCAGUUCUGCCCACAAAUGUUCUACAGGAUUGAGGUCAGGGCUUUGUGAUGGCCACUCCAAUACCUUGACUUUGUUGUCCUUAAGCAAACCGGAGUCUGGCUUUUUUAUGGCGGUUUUGGAGCAGUGGCUUCUUCCUUGCUGAGCGGCCUUUCAGGUUAUGUCGAUAUAGGACUCGUUUUACUGUGGAUAUAGGUACUUUUGUACCUGUUUCCUCCAGCAUCUUCACAAGGUCCUUUGCUGUUGUUCUGGGAUUGAUUUGCACUUUUCGCACCAAAGUACGUUCAUUUCUAGGAGACAGAAUGCGUCUCCUUCCUGAGCUGUAUGACGGCUGCGUGGUCCCAUGGUGUUUAUACUUGCGUACUAUUGUUUGUACAGAUGAACGUGGUACCUUCAGGCGUUUGGAAAUUGCUCCCAAGGAUGAACCAGACUUGUGGAGGUCUACACACUUUUUUCUGAGGUCUUGGCUGAUUUCUUUUGAUUUUCCCAUGUCAAGAAAAGAGGCACUGAGUUUGAAGGUAGGCCUUGAAAUACAUCCACAGGUACAUCUCCAAUUGACUCAAAUGAUGUCAAUUAGCCUAUCAGAAGCUUCUAAAGCCAUGACAUAAUUUUCUGGAAUUUUCCAAGCAUUUUAAAGGCACAGUCAAUUUAGUGUAUGUAAACUUCUGACCCACUGGAAUUGUGAUACAGUGAAAUAAUCUGUCUGUAAACAAUUGUUGGAAAAAUGACUUGUGUCAUGCACAAAGUAGAUGUCCUAACCGACUUGCCAAAACUAUAGUUUGUUAACACGACAUUUGUGGAGUGGUAGAAAAACGAGUUUUAAUGACUCCAACCUAAGUGUACGUAAACUUCCGACUUCAACUGUAUAUAUGCGCGCUUUGAACAUUGUAUUUGGGAAAGUAGUCAGGUAGGUUGUAGACACGGUUGGGGAGUAACGGGGUUAACUGAUUUUUGUAACUGAUUACAAAAAACGAACUAUUCCGUUACAUUACCAGCUAAAAUAUUGUAAUCAGAUUAUAUACUUUUGAAAAACUAGAUUACGUCUAGGAUUACUUUUAAAUUCAGAAAGGGUUUUUGCGCAAAAGUUGACACCUUUCUGUUUUCUCAAUGACAUUCAAAUCAGCAUUGAAAAAAAGGUGCACGUUAAGUUUGUUCCAACUGAGCGAAUCUGACCACAAGCUAAAGGACUGAUGACACCAAAUGCGUUUGUAUGGAUCGCGGGAAAAUCACAGGAAUAGGGUUUUGUAAACUACAGUCCAAGCGAUGUCUUCCAAUGGUGCGACUGCUGUCGGCAUCCAAACAUUAUCCCAUUUUAAAUAAAAGCUUGGAGGAACGCAGUGGCGUAGCCUACGGGCGAUAAGGAUAUCACUUACUAUUGAUAUCUACAUAGCAGCAGUGUGACUCACGUCAAUGCGCUUUCUCAUUUGGGUAUUGUUGUAGAUGGCUGUUCAUAAAUGUGUGUUUAUUUUAACCGAUUAAUGGUUGAACUGAAUACGUUUUUAAAUUGCCUAUCAAUCAUUGUUUUUGCAGCCAGUGAAAAAUGCGCUCUUGCAACAGCUGCAUAGUGCGGAACCUAGCCUAUGGAAUAAAAGUUUGAGUUCCUCUCUUCUAAACUCCUCCAUGGUAUUUUGCUCCACACUGUCAUAACCACGUUUAGUUUAAGAAGACAACGAGGGGGGAUUUUAUUGCUCAAUUUAAUUUGCGCCGAUUCCAAAAAAAAAGAAAAUGUCCAUAGACCUAACGGACACAUGUUGAAACUCUCGCAAAUUAUCGAGAUAUCAAAGGGUCACCAACAAAAAGGAAAUAAUAGCUCUAAUGCAAAUAGCGCCUCCUGGAGCUCAGUUGGUAGAGCAUGGCGCUUGCAACGCCAGGGUUGUGGGUUCGAUUCCCACGGGGGGCCAGUAUAAAAAAAAAAAAAUGUAAGCACUCACUAUAACUAAGUCGCUCCAGAGCGUCUGCUAAAUGACUAAAAUGUAAAAAUAGCACUUUUUGGUAUUGCUCAAAGCAUGCCAUUCCAUGAGGGCAGCAUUUUAUUUUUCAACUGGAAGCAGUAAGCCCAAUCAGUCCUUAGUUUUUGAGUUAUGCUCAGGUCAGACAAUGUGGUCCUAAUCUAUUUCCAAGUCCCUAUUUUUGAAGACCAAGGGUUAUUAAAUUAAUUAUGACUGGAAAUCUGACACUUUUAUUUUUUUAUUUAUUUUAUGUAAAGAUGUAGCCUAAUGGUAUUAUCUGUAGUAGAAAGCAAUGGGUUAGAAGAAGCCUACAUCACCAACACAAAGUAAAAUGCAACAUUGAUUUAUGGUCAUUUACAUUUUAGUCAUUUAGUAGACGCUCUUAUCCAGAGCGACUUAGUUAGUGAGUGCAUACAUUUUCAUACUGGCCCCCCCCGUGGGAAUCGAACCCACAACCCUGACGUUGCAAGCGCCGUGCUCUACCAACUGAGCUACAUGGGGAUUACAAUUUUGGACCGGUAACUAACGGAUUACAUUUAGAAAGUUCCCUACCCAGGUUGUAGAGUGCCAGUUACAGGUCAUCCUAGGGUUGCAAAAUUCUGAAAAUGUUCCCUUUUUUUUAAAGAGAUCUUGUUUAUAGGCCGGAAAGUUUCCGGAGAUUUGCAACCCCAGGUCCUCCCGGGUUACCAUGACAGCUACUGACCAUACUCCUCCCUUUUCAGGAGGGGAGUGCCAUCCUGCAACAGCCUGUACAGUCGGCCCCUCCCCCCAUCGUCACGGAGGCCCAACCCCUGAACGGGGCCGCACCCACAGGCACGCCCCCUGCAAACUCGGUGGUCAGGAAGCAGGUGGUCCAGGACCUCUUGUCACAGAUGCAGGGGCCUUACAACUUCAUGCAGGUGAGGAUUUGAACAACAACCCUCUUUUUUUUAAGACUGUUAUCCCACAGAGCUAAAGCCUAGGCAUUAGCUCUGACUGGUGACUGGUCACAGAUGCAGGGGCCUUACAACUCCAUGCAGGUAAAGAAGCUGAGCUGCCUUCAAGACUAUUCAGAUUGAGAACUUUUAAUGUCCUCGAGCCAAUUUAUUUUGCAGCAGUCAAAGUGCAUACAGACAACAUCACAUAUUAAAAUGUAAAACACAACAGGAAAAAAAGCAAGGGAUAUUUACAAAAAGUCGGCAGGAUCGUGCAACGUUCUUUAAAAUUAGGGCCGGGACCAUGCCAGUAUCACCAGACUCGUUAGUAUCGUGGCGAGGAAACAAAACACAAAGCCGAUUUUAACAUCUUUAGGAAAACAGCCCUAAUGUUGCAAUCAAACAUCAUUAUGUUGUCAUCCAGAGUCACAUUUUAUUUUCUAAGCUAUAGCACACCAUAUUUUACAUACAGCAGGUUUUUAAAGGACCAAAGAGUUUGGUCUGCUUCAUGUUUUCAUUUUUGCCGUGUAAAAAAAUAUUGCUAUACCGGUAUCGUCACAGCCCUACUUAAAAUGUCUUGAGUAAGGCUGGGCCUAUCUAAAUGUGCAUGUCAAAGUGCUUAGUGAUUUUAAAGUGCAUAUUCAUCCAACACCUUGUUCAUUUGAAGUAUUGCACUGGGAAUAAAAUAAUUUCUGGCCUUUGUUGGUUUUUACUUUUGGAUGCCUGUACCUGUAGCCAGAGGGGAGUGGGUGGGAAGAGUCUGACGUAAAAAAAUAUAUACAUGUAUUUCAAUAUACAAAUAUCACAAGACCAAAUGAAAGUAAAUAAUAAAUCAAACCAGUGAGACAGAAGUAUAUUACACUAUAGACAAGUUACAUUUUGACAAAUACUGUAGACACUGAUUUGCUAUUUAUACCUUUUCAGGGAUGUUAUAUAAUCAAUUAUAAAAAAAUAUUGAGAAGGUUUUUUUUAUUUUACCGUGAACUUCAUUUUAUGGAUGCCUUUUCCAAACAAAAAGUAACAUUCACAAUGUAUUGGCAGUCACUGUGCGUGUAUGUCAAAUAAAAAAUAACAUUUGGUAAUGCUUACAGGAUUGCCCAUCUUAUCGCUAAUAUAGCUUGCCUUUUACAAGACCCUGGCGCUUGCCUACGGAGCAGCAAGGUGAACUGCGCCUCCUUACCUUCAGGCUAUGCUCAAACCCUACAUCCCAACCAUCUCUGGUCUCUUGGCCCUCCCACCCCUACGAGAGGGAAGCCCCCGCUCAGCCCAGUCAAAGCUCUUCUCUGUCCUGGCACCCCAAUGGUGGAACAAGUCCCUGCCCAUCUUCUUCGGAAAACGUCUGAAACCUCUCUUUAACGAGUAUCCCCCGAAAAGGCACUGGUCUUCUCAUACUAGCACUGACUUCGAUGGAAAAUGAACUUGAUAUGAUUGUGACGUGUUGUCUCACCUAGCCAUCUUAAGAUGAAUGCACGAAUUGUAAGUCACUCUGGAUAAGAGCGUCUGCUAAAUUACUAAAAUGUAAAUGUGGUCCGCUGUAGCUCAAUUUUACAUUUGACAUUUUUGUCAUUUAGCAGACGCUCUUAUCCAGAGCGACUUACAAAUUAUGGUAGAGCAUGGCGCUUGUAACGCCAGGGUAGUGGGUUCAAUCCCCCGGACCACCCAUACGUAAAAAUGUAUGCACACAUGACUGUAAGUCGCUUUGGAUAAAAGCGUCUGCUAAAUUGCUUAUUAUUAUUAUUAUUAUUAUAUAUUUUCAUAUCUGUCCAAUAUUUCACUAUGCAAACAAUCACAGAAUAAAUGCUCUAUAGUCUAAUUUUCCAAUCCACUAAAGCUGCAUCCAUUUUCUACUUUAAUUGAAAAUUUAGAAAUAAGACUAUCACAAGGAAAACAUCUGUGAAGGAUCUUGUAAGAGACUUCCCUCACUUUACUAGUGAUCAAAUGUAUGUGGAUUAGUCCAUACAUGCUGCCAUUUCACAUCCAAACGAAGAUGCCCAUUGGAAAACUUCCUGUUAAUAAUUUCUGACAAAAGUGUUGUAAAAUGUCUAAUCUAUUGAUGCCAUUUUUAAUUUCUACACUCGCUAACUUGGUGCAUGUAAUGAAAAGCUUGAUCGAUCCUUCAGUAAAUAUGGAGCAUUCAUUAAAAUGUCAUUCUUUACACAACGUAGUUAGUUAUUUGGCUAAUAAUUCAUUGCAAGUAUAAAGAUUACCAUUUAUGAUGUUAUUGGCAAACCAAUUAUCUAAUAUCACUGUUAUUAAAUACCUCUUAAUCCUCUUCACCUUUUUGUAGGCGGAUUAAACAGCGUAAAAUCUAAAACAUUAAGACCACCAUCACACAUCUUGUUGAUACACUUCCUGAUCUUGUCUUAUUUUUCCAAAUGAAAUGGAGUAAUCAUUUUCGAGAGUGGUACACGUAUACUUGGUAAAAAAGAUAAGAAGCUCGAGGUAGCUUAGUGGUUAAGAGCGUUGUGCCAGUAACCGAAAGGUCGCUGGUUCUAAUCCCCGAGCCGACUAGGUGAAAAAUCUGCCGAUGUGCCCUUGAGCAAGGCACUUAACCCUAAUUGCUCCUGUAAGUCGCUCUGGAUAAGAGCGUCUGCUAAAUGACUAAAAUGUAAAAAAAAAAAAAAAAAAAAAAAAACUUCUUCCUUUGACAGGAACUCUACCCUGAAGAGAGAUCUCUUGUCAAGCAUUAAUUACAUCUAUUUUUAUAGAUUUAGUUUCCUCUCCUUCUGCAGGGCUCUGUACAGAUGACAGGUCUUCUUGUUGCUGCCCCAUGAUUUUACCUCAAUCUGACUUUUUUGGGGGGGUGAAUUUAGUUUCUGAACCAGCAGGUCAGGCAGUAGCAUAGGAUACUUUCCACCAAUGACUUAUGAUAGUGCAGUCAACAUUAAAGUUACAUUUCUGGAGGAAAUACAAUCCCUGUUGCCCUUUAUUUAAAAGUGUCAGUACACUGAUCCCAGGACAGCCCGAGGUAUUUUGUAGUCCUCUGUGAUUUCUAUAGGCUCGCCUUUCAGUAUUGAUGUUUUGCGUGGUGGAGUUGCGUCAAGUCGAUCACCAUCUCCUUUAUUUCAAAUCAAAUUGUAUUUGUCACAUACACGUGUUUUAGCAGAUGUUUUUUGAUAUGUUCCGUGUUAGAUGGGACGACGACACACCAGGCCGCGAAAUCGUACAGUCUCAUCCCCUUCGACUAUGUUAGGCUGCUGAGCUAAAGCCUAGGCAUUCUCUCCGUUAAGCGCUCAGCUGCCCUCUAGCAGGUAAAACUGUGGUGCAGAUUAACGGAUGGGCAUUUGAAAUAAUUGUCUUAUUCGAGUAAUAUCAACAACAACAAAAAUUUGAUAUCUGGAAAGUCAACAUUUUGCUCUUGACUCUUGACCAAUUAGAAUGACGCAAACGCUGCUUUUCUUCGUAGAUUGGCUAAACGCAACAGCAAAAGAGAUCUGAUUUUCGCCAUGAUAGAACUGAUUUCUGUUACAAAAAGCUUUUUCGGUGAGUGUUUUGCAUUGAUCUGUGUCGGGUAUUGUGGAAACUCCGUUCGAUGAGCGCCUGUAAUUGCUAUUUGAAGUGGGGAAAAUAACACGCUGAUAUCCAGAUAUUCGAUUUAACCGUGCCCAUCCCUAGUACAGAUAUGGAGCAUUGCACCAAGUCUUUCCUGAUUCCUUCUAGCUGGUUGACUGGUACAGAGAUGGAGCAUUGUGCUUCUAGCUGGUUGACUGUGGUACAGAGAUGGAGCAUUGUGCUUCUAGCUGGUUGACUGGUACAGAGAUGGAGCAUUGUGCUUCUAGCUGGUUGACUGUGGUACAGACAUGGAGCAUUGUGCUUCUAGCUGGUUGACUGUGAUACAGAGAUGGAGCAUUGUGCUUCUAGCUGGUUGACUGUGAUACAGAGAUGGAGCAUUGUGCUUCUAGCUGGUUGACUGUGGUACAGAGAUGGAACAUUGUGCUUCUAGCUGGUUGACUGUGGUACAGAGAUGGAGCAUUGUGCUUCUAGCUGGUUGACUGUGAUACAGAGAUGGAACAUUGUGCUUCUAGCUGGUUGACUGUGGUACAGAGAUGGAGCAUUGUGCUUCUAGCUGGUUGACUGUGGUACAGAGAUGGAGCAUUGUGCUUCUAGCUGGUUGACUGUGGUACAGAGAUGGAACAUUGUGCUUCUAGCUGGUUGACUGUGGUACAGAGAUGGAGCAUUGUGCUUCUAGCUGGUUGACUGGUACAGAGAUGGAACAUUGUGCUUCUAGCUGGUUGACUGGUACAGAGAUGGAACAUUGCUUCUAGCUGGUUGACUGUGGUACAGAGAUGGAACAUUGUGCUUCUAGCUGGUUGACUGGUACAGAGAUGGAGCAUUGUGCUUCUAGCUGGUUGACUGUGGUACAGAGAUGGAGCAUUGUGCUUCUAGCUGGUUGACUGUGGUACAGAGAUGGAACAUUGUGCUUCUAGCUGGUUGACUGUGGUACAGAGAUGGAGCAUUGUGCUUCUAGCUGGUUGACUGGUACAGAGAUGGAACAUUGUGCUUCUAGCUGGUUGACUGGUACAGAGAUGGAACAUUGCUUCUAGCUGGUUGACUGUGGUACAGAGAUGGAACAUUGUGCUUCUAGCUGGUUGACUGGUACAGAGAUGGAGCAUUGUGCUUCUAGCUGGUUGACUGUGGUACAGAGAUGGAGCAUUGUGCUUCUAGCUGGUUGACUGUGGUACAGAGAUGGAGCAUUGUGCUUCUAGCUGGUUGACUGUGGUACAGAGAUGGAACAUUGUGCUUCUAGCUGGUUGACUGUGGUACAGAGAUGGAACAUUGUGCUUCUAGCUGGUUGACUGGUACAGAGAUGGAGCAUUGUGUCAUGUCUUGAUUCCUUAUGUCCUUGAUCCUUUGCCGCCUCCUAAAAAAAAAAUCCAUUGGAGGAGAAGGCCUGAGGUUCCUCUCUUUGGACGUGAUGAUCAAGGAAUCAAAGAUGUGAGGAAUCAAGGAAGCAUUUUUGAUAUUCAGCCAUAACUGUUUUAUUCUUCCUGCUUCAGGACUCUAUGCUGGAGUUUGAUGGGCAGCCCAUCGACCCAGCCAUCGUAUCAGCCCAGCAUAUCGACCCAGCCAUCGUGUCAGCCCAGCAUAUCGACCCAGCCAUCGUGUCAGCCCAGCAUAUCGACCCAGCCAUCGUGUCAGCCCAGCACAUCGACCCAGCCAUCGUGUCAGCCCAGCACAUCGACCCAGCCAUCGUGUCAGCCCAGCAUAUCGACCCAGCCAUCAUGUCAGCCCAGCAUAUCGACCCAGCCAUCGUGUCAGCCCAGCCCAUGAAGGCUCCAGCACAGAACAUGGACCUGCCUCAGAUGGGCUGUCCCCCAGUCCACCCAGAAUCACGCCUCUCACCACACAACACUGUUCCCCUACAGCCUGAGCCCACGCAAGUGAGUACUGGGGUUACAUUACAUUUACAUUUAAGUCAUUUAGCAGACGCUCUUAUCCAGGACGACUUACAGGAGCAAUUAGGGUUAAGUGCCUUGCUCAAGGGCACAUCGGCAGAUUUUUUUACCUAGUCGGCUCGGGGAUUAGAACCAGCGACCUUUCGGUUACUGGCACAACGCUCUUAACCACUAAGCUACCUGCCGCCCUACCACAGCGUGAUAGCACAGUGUCCUUUUUUAAAAAGCAGCAUAACAUGUUGAGAAAUCCCACAGGGCCUGAUGUGACAUACUUUAUCCUCUGGUUCUCCUACUGCUAUCUUGUUUAUUAUUAUCGAUCUCUGUCUGUACUCUGUAUUGUCGACGCUUGCUUGUGGUGAUUAAUCAAUUUCCCUUAGGAAAGGGAUUAUUGAAGCAAAUCAAAUCAAAUUGUAUUUGUCACAUACAGUGGGGAGAACAAGUAUUUGAUACACUGCCGAUCUUUCAGGUUUUCCUACUUACAAAGCAUGUAGAGGUCUGUAAUUUUUUAUCAUAGGUACACUUCAACUGUGAGAGACGGAAUCUAAAACAAAAAUCCAGAAAAUCACAUUGUAUGAUUUUUAAGUAAUUCAUUUGCAUUUUAUUGCAUGACAUAAGUAUUUGAUCACCUACCAACCAGUAAGAAUUCCAGCUCUCACAGACCUGAUAGUUUUUCUUUAAGAAGCCCUCCUGUUCUCCACUCAUUAGCUGUAUUAACUGCACCUGUUUGAACUCGUUACCUGUAUAAAAGACACCUGUCCACACACUCAAUCAAACAGACUCCAACCUCUCCACAAUGGCCAAGACCAGAGAGCUAUGUAAGGACAUCAGGGAUAAAAUUGUAGAUCUGCACAAGGCUGGGAUGGGCUACAGGACAAUAGGCAAACAGCUUGGUGAGAAGGCAACAACUGUUGGCACAAUUAUUAGAAAAUGGAAGAAGUUCAAGAUGACGAUCAAUCACCCUCGGUCUGGGGCUCCAUGCAAGAUCUCACCUCGUGGGGCAUCAAUGAUCAUGAGGAAGGUGAGGGAUCAGCCCAGAACUACACGGCAGGACCUGGUCAAUGACCUGAAGAGAGCUGGGACCACAGUCUCAAAGAUAACCAUUAGUAACACACUACGCCGUCAUGGAUUAAAAUCCUGCAGCGCACGCAAGGUCCCCUUGCUCAAGCCAGCGCAUGUCCAGGCCCGUCUGAAGUUUGCCAAUGACCAUCUGGAUGAUCCAGAGGAGGAAUGGGAGAAGGUCAUGUGGUCUGUUGAGACAAAAAUAGAGAUUUUUGGUCUAAACUCCACUCGCCUUUCGUUUGGAGGAAGAAGGAUGAGUACAACCCCAAGAACACCAUCCCAACCGUGAAGCAUAGAGGUGGAAACAUCAUUCUUUGGGGAUGCUUUUCUGCAAAGGGGACAGGACAACUGCACCGUAUUGAGGGGAGGAUGGAUGGGGCCAUGUAUCGUGAGAUCUUGGCCAACAACCUCCUUCCCUCAGUAAGAGCAUUGAAGAUGGGUCGUGGCUGGGUCUUCCAGCAUGACAACGACCCGAAACACACAGCCAGGGCAAAUAAGGAGUGGCUCCGUAAGAAGCAUCUCAAGGUCCUGGAGUGGCCUAGCCAGUCUCCAGACCUGAACCCAAUAGAACAUUUUGGAGGGAGCUGAAAGUCCGUAUUGCCCAGCGACAGCCCCGAAACCUGAAGGAUCUGGAGCAGGUCUGUAUGGAGGAGUGGGCCAAAAUCCCUGCUGCAGUGUGUGCAAACCUGGUCAAGACCUACAGGAAACGUAUGAUCUCUGUAAUUGCAAACAAAGGUUUCUGUACCAAAUAUUAAGUUCUGCUUUUCUGAUGUAUCAAAUACUUGUGUCAUGCAAUAAAAUGCAAAUUAAUUACUUAAAAAUCAUACAAUGUGAUUUUCUGGAUUUUUGUUCCGUCUCUCACAGUUGAAGUGUACCUAUGAUAAAAAUUACAGACCUCUACAUGCAUUGUAAGUAGGAAAACCUGCAAAAUCAGCAGUGUAUCAAAUACUUGUUCUCCCCACUGUACGUGUUUAGCAGACGUUAUAGCUGGUGUAGCGAAACGCUUGUGCUUCUAGCUCCGACAGUGCAGUAAUAUCGAAAAAAGUAAUAUCUAACAACAAAGUUUCCUAAGAGCUAGUCGCGAGUACUACUGUCCUAAGGUGCGGAAGAAGUGUGAUGUCUGAUCAGUCCCCUGUUCCCCCCCUAGGUCCCCAUGUUGUCCCCCACGCCUGACGUCUACUCCACGCCACCUCCCAUGUACCGCUCGUCACACACGCCAGAACCCCGACCACAGACUGACUCCAUCGACACCAUCCAGGUAAAUAAAGGAAGGCCCGGAAAAUCGUUAAGACUCCAGCCACCCAAGCCAUAGACUGUUCUCUCUGCUUCUGCACGGCAAGUGGUACCGGUGCAUCAAGUCUAGCACCAACAGGCUCCUGAACAGUGGGGGAAAAAGGUACACCCAAACGCGCUUCAGCCCAGUUUAAACGAAAAAGGGGGGGAAUCGGGUAGGGAAAGGGUGGGAGGCGCCUAUACACCCUCACAGGGGAGUGUCCCGUUCGUCAUGUCGGUACUGUCAGUAGUAGUAGCAACUAGACGGGUUAUUCAAACGAGAAUGAUCAUCAUUGAAGAUUCCUACACGUUCACGCCACCUGAAUAAAUAAAAAAAGACGGAGAAACAGAUUUACAGAAAGAUAAGAAAGACGGCUGUUCAUUCAGAGCCUUUUGUCUCGACACAAUCGAAGCAGUCGAUCCAAAUUGCCCCCCUCUGUAACAAUUUCCUCACAAUAUUGCAAUAUCACGCUUUUUAUCCGCCCUGUAUUCAGAUUUCUCACGUUUGUCUGUUUUGGUGAGGGGGAGCUCUAAUCGUCUCGUGCUCGCUUGUGAGCCAUGUUGAGGAGACUCUCACUGAAGCAGUGUUCCAGAAACCUAUUUUUCAUGAUUUCAGCUUUAGUCUCAAAAUCAUUUGCCUUAGUCUAAGGCGGUGGUCACCAACCUUUUUCUGAAAGAUUACUUUCGUAGUAAAAAAAAAGCCGAGAUCUUACCGCUGAGAUGUAAGAAUAAAUAAAAUAAUAAUAAUAAAACAAAUAAAGGAAAAAUAAACAUUACUUAAAAAAUGCAAGGCUAUGCAACAUUAACAUUAAUAAAAACAGUUUUGUAGGAAUGAGGAUUGUGCAGUUGGCCUAAUACGUUAUCACAGCAUAUUGGCUAUAUGCCUGGCCUGCCAAUAUUGUUCUCGGACCAUACUAUAUUUCAAAACCAGACGCUUUGAUAACAAAAUAGAUCAGUUGUUGUAUCACUUGCGAAGCACAGCUGAGCAUAAAUAUAAAUACAUUGCUCAAAAAAAUAAAGGGAACACUAAAAUAACACAUCCUAGAUCUGAAUGAAUGAAAUAAUCUUAUUAAAUACUUUUUUCUUCACAUAGUUGAAUGUGCUGACAACAAAAUCACAAAAAAUUAUCAAUGGAAAUGAAAUGUACAGUGGGGAAAAAAAGUCACCAAUUGUGCAAGUUCUCCCACUUAAAAAGAUGAGAGGCCUGUAAUUUUCAUCAUAGGUACACAUCAACUAUGACAGACAAAAUGAGAAAACAAAAUCCAGAAAAUCACAUUGUAGGAUUUUUUUAUUUGCUAAUUAUGCUGGAAAAUAAGUAUUUGGUCAAUAACAAAAGUUUCUCAAUACUUUGUUAUAUACCCUUUGUUGGCAAUGACACAGGUCAAACGUUUUCUGUAAGUCUUCACAAGGUUUUCACACACUGUUGCUGGUAUUUUGGCCCAUUCCUCCAUGCAGAUCUCCUCUAGAGCAGUGAUGUUUUGGGGCUGUCGCUGGGCAACACAGACUUUCAACUCCCUCCAAAGAUUUUCUAUGGGGUUGAGAUCUGGAGACUGGCUAGGCCACUCCAGGACCUUGAAAUGCUUCUUACGAAGCCACUCCUUCGUUGCCCGGGCCGUGUGUUUGGGAUCAUUGUCAUGCUGAAAGACCCAGCCACAUUUCAUUUUCAAUGCCCUUGCUGAUGGAAAGGGGUUUCACUCAAAAUCUCACGAUACAUGGCCCCAUUCAUUCUUUCCUUUACACGGAUCAGUCGUCCUGGUCCCUUUGCAGAAAAACAGCCCCAAAGCAUGAUGUUUCCACCCCCAUGCUUCACAGUAGGUAUGGUGUUCUUUGGAUGCAACUCAGCAUUCUUUGUCCUCCAAACUUUUUUUUACCAAAAAGUUCUAUUUUGGUUUCAUCUGACCAUAUGACAUUCUCCCAAUCCUCUUCUGGAUCAUCCAAAUGCACUCUAGCAAACUUCAGACUGGCCUGGACAUGUACUGGCUUAAGCAGGGGGACACGUCUGGCACUGCAGGAUUUGAGUCCCUGGCGGCGUAGUGUGUUACUGAUGGUAGGCUUUGUUACUUUGGUCCCAGCUCUCUGCAGGUCAUUCACUAGGUCCCCCCGUGUGGUUCUGGGAUUUUUGCUCACCGUUCUUGUGAUCAUUUUGACCCCACGGGGUGAGAUCUUGCGUGGAGCCCCAGAUCGAGGGUAGAUUAUCAGUGGUCUUGUAUGUCUUCCAUUUCCUAAUAAUUGCUCCCACAGUUGAUUUCUUCAAACCAAGCUGCUUACCUAUUGCAGAUUCAGUCUUCCAAGCCUGGUGCAGGUCUACAAUUUUGUUUCUGGUGUCCUUUGACAGCUCUUUGGUCUUGGCGAUAGUGGAGUUUGGAGUGUGACUGUUUGAGGUUGUGGACAGGUGUCUUUUAUACUGAUAACAAGUUCAAACAGGUGCCAUUAAUACAGGUAACGAGUGGAGGACAGAGGAGCCUCUUAAAGAAGAAGUUACAGGUCUGUGAGAGCCAGUAAUCUUGCUUGUUUGUAGGUGACCAAAUACUUAUUUUCCACCAUAAUUGGCAAAUAAAUUCAUUAAAAAUCCUACAAUGUGAUUUUCUGGAGAGAAAAAAAUCUCAAUUUGUCUGUCAUAGUUGACGUGUACCUAUGAUGAAAAUCACAGGCCUCUCAUCUUUUUAAGUGGGAAAACUUGCACAAUUGGUGGCUGACUAAAUACUUUUUUCCCCCACUGUAUCAACCCAUGGAGGUCUGGAUUUGGAGUCACCCUCAAAAUUAAAGUGGUGUAAUGUCCUUAAAACAAGUCAAAAUGAGGCUCAGUAGUGUGUGUGUGGCCUCCACGUGCCUGUAUGACCUCCCUACAACACCUGGGCAUGCUCCUGAUGAGGUCUAAAGCAUCCGCCAACUCCUGGACAGUCUGUGGUGCAAUGUGGCGUUGGUGGAUGGAGCGAGACAUGAUGUCCCAGAUGUGCUCAAUUGGAUUCAGGUCUGGGGAACGGGCGGGCCAGUCCAUAGCAUCAAUGCCUUCCUCUUGCAGGAACUGCUGACACACUCCAGCCACAUGAGGUCUAGCAUUGUCUUGCAUUAGGAGGAACCCAGUGCCAACCGCACCAGCAUAUGGUCUCACAAGGGGUCUGAGGAUCUCAUCUCGGUACCUAAUGGCAGUCAGGCUACCUCUGGCGAGCACAUGGAGGGCUGUGCGGCCCCCCCAAAGAAAUGCCACCCCACACCAUGACUGACCCACCGCCAAACCGGUCAUGCUGGAGGAUGUUGCAGGCAGCAGAACGACCCCACCUGUGGACGUCGGGCUCUCAUGCCACCCUCAUGGAGUCUGUUUCUGACCGUUUGAGGAGACACAUGCACAUUUGUGGCCUGCUGGAGGUCAUUUUUGCAGGGCUCUGGCAGUGCUCCUCCUGCUCCUCCUUGCACAAAGGCGGAGGUAGCAGUCCUGCUGCUGGGUUGUUGCCCUCCUACGGCCUCCUCCACGUCUCAUGAUGUACUGGCCUGUCUCCUGGUAGCGCCUCCAUGCUCUGGACACUGCUGACAGACACAGCAAACCUUCUUGCCACAGCUCGCAUUGAUGUGCCAUCCUGGAUGAGCUGCACUACCUGAGCCACUUGUGUGGGUUGUGUCUUGCUAAUUGCCUAUAAUUUCCACAUGUUGUCUAUUCCAUUUGCACAACAGCAUGUGAAAUGUAUUGUCAAUCAGUGUUGCUUCCUAAGUGGACAGUUUGAUUUCACAGAAGUGUGAUUGACUUGGAGUUACAUUGUGUUGUUUAAGUGUUCCCUUUAUUUUUUUGAGCAGUGUAAUUUGCUUAUUUCUUUUACUGGACUGAUAGUACCUGCAUCUGAUGGUAUUUGUAUUUAUUAUGGAUCCCCAUUUAGUUCCUGCCAAGGCAGCAGCUACUCUUCCUGGGGUCCAGCAAAAUUAAGGCAGUUAUACAUUACAAUACAUUCAUAACAGAUUUCACAAUAUAUUAAGUGUGUGUCCUCAGGCCUCUACUCUACUACCACUUUAAAUCAUUUUAAAUAUGCUUGCGUUUUGAUGGAAUAAGUUUGAUCAUAGAAAUGGCUACUUAAUUACUGGUACCGCUUUGUGCACUGACCACAGACUGAAAAGUAGUCCAGGUGCUGACAAAACUUGCCUAGACAGGGAUUUUGCCCUCUAGCUGACCUUACAAUAUCCUCAGGUCGGGGUUGUCUAGAGCAUGACUUUCCCAUCCUAGCUAAUGUUUUCUAUAGGUUCAUUGACGACUGACUAGGCCACUCCAGGGUUCAGAGCAAUCUUAGGCCACCUAUUGCCUUGUGUUUGUCAUUACAAUGUGUUGAAGACCGCAGAACGCAUCUUAAUCCUCAAAUACGAUGCUUUAAGUUUUUGAAGAUAUUAGGACUAAUAUUCCUCCACCCCUCAAACUACUGCAGCUCUUGUACCGUUGCGCUCCAAGUUGGUCUGUGCAGCUCAGUUGUAUAGUGUGGUGAUCUGCAUGCAUAGACCACUGCUUUACCUAACCGUUAGUAAAGAUUGAAAAAAGUAAGGGGCCUAGACAGCUGCCCUGGGGAAUUCCUGAUUCUACCUGGAUUUUGUUGGAGAGACUUUCAUUAAAGAACAUCCUCUGUGUUCUGUUUAGACAGGUAACUCUUUAUCCACAAUAUAGCAGGAGGUGUAAAGCCAUGACACAUACGUUUUUCCAGCAGCAGACUAUGAUCGAUAAUGUCAAAAGCUGCACUGAAGUCUAAUAAAACAGCCCCCACAAUCUUUUUAUCAUACAUUUCUCUCAGCCAAUCAUCAGUCAUUUGUGUAAGUUCUGUGCUUGUUGAAUGUCCUUCCCUAUAAGCGUGCUGAAAGUCUGUCAAUUUGUUUACUGUAAAAUAGCAUUUUAUCUGGUUUUACUAAGGGGUUGGUAACAGGCUGCUUGGUCGGCUAUUUGAGCCAGUUAAGGGGGCUUUACUAUUCUUAGGUAGGGGAAUAACUUUUGCUUCCCUCCAUCUUUGUUUCAUAGUGUAGUUUAUUCUUUUUAUUCAGUUUAGUCACAUUAUUUCUCAAUUUGCAGUACGUUUGCCAAAUCGGUUGUACAGCAGACCUAUUUGCAUCUCUUUUGCUCAUCCCUCUCAAUCAUACCAUUUUUAAUUCCUCAUCAAUCCACGGGAUCUAACGUUUUACAGACUUUUCUUAAUGGGUGCAUGCUUAUUAGUAAAACCGGAUAAGCAAUUCAUAAAUGUGUUCAGUGCAGCGUCUGGUUUGUCGUCAUUACACACCACGGACCAACAAAUAUUAUUUACAUCAACAACUAGGAACACUACGAAACGGGAUUUUAUUUAAACCCCUUUUACACAUAUGGCCCAAUCAAAGUUAGGUGCAGUUUCAUUUGGCCCAUCCUCCAUAGACCUUCUCAUUCCUCAGGUUUCGGGGCUGUCGCUGGCAUUACGGACUUUCAGCUCCCUCCAAAGAUUUUCUAUUGGGUUCAGAUCUGGAGACUGGCUAGGCCACUCCAGGACCUUGAGAUGCUUCUUACGGAGCCACUCCUUAGUUGCCCUGGCUGUGUGUUUCGGGUCGUUGUCAUGCUGGAAGACCCAGCCACGACCCAUCUUCAAUGCUCUUACUGAGGGAAGGAGGUUGUUGGCCAAGAUCUCGUGAUACAUGGCCCCAUCCAUCCUCCCCUCAAUACGGUGCAGUCGUCCUGUCCCCUUUGCAGAAAAGCAUCCCCAAAGAAUUAUGUUUCCACCUCCAUGCUUCACGGUUGUGAUGGUGUUCUUGGGGUUGUACUCAUCCUUCUUCUUCCUCCAAACACAGCGAGUGGAGUUUAGACCAAAAAGCUCUAUUUUUGUCUCAUCAGACCACAUGACCUUCUCCCAUUCCUCCUCUGGAUCAUCCAGAUGGUCAUUGGCAAACUUCAGACGAGCCUGGACAUGCGCUGGCUUGAGCAGGGGGACCUUGCGUGCGCUGCAGGAUUUUAAUCCAUGACGGCGUAGUGUGUUACUAAUGGUUUUCUUUGAGAUUGUGGUCCCAGCUCUCUUCAGGUCAUUGACCAGGUCCUGCCGUGUAGUUCUGGGCUGAUCCCUCACCUUCCUCAUGAUCAUUGAUGCACCACGAGGUGAGAUCUUGCAUGGAGCCCCAGACCGAGGGUGAUUGACUGUCAUCUUGAACUUCUUCCAUUUUCUAAUAAUUGCGCCAACAGUUGUUGCCUUCUCACCAAGCUGCUUGCCUAUUGUCCUGCAGCCCAUCCCAGCCUUGUGCAGGUCUACAAUUUUAUCCCUGAUGUCCUUACACAGCUCUCUGGUCUUGGCCAUUGUGGAGAGGUUGGAGUCUGUUUGAUUGAGUGUGUGGGCAGGUGUCUUUUAUACAGGUAACGAGUUCAAACAGGUGCAGUUAAUACAGGUAAUGAGUGGAGAACAGGAGGGCUUCUUAAAGAAAAACUAACAGGUCUGUGAGAGACGGAAUUCUUACUGGUUGGUAGGUGAUCAAAUACUUAUGUCAUGCAAUAAAAUGCAAAUUAACUACUUAAAAAUCAUACAACGUGAUUUUCUGGAUUUUUGUUUUAGAUUCCGUCUCUCACAGUUGAAGUGUACCUAUGAUAAAAAUUACAGACCUCUACAUGCUUUGUAAGUAGGAAAACCUGCAAAAUCGGCAGUGUAUCAAAUACUUGUUCUCCCCACUGUAUCUAUAACACAAAAUACAUGUGUGUAUAGUAAGUAUGUUAUCGUGUGUUUGUAUGCAUGUCUAUGUUUGUGUUGCUUCACAGUCCCCGCUGUUCCAUAAGGUCUAUUUUUAUCUGUUUUUUUAAAUCAAGUUUUAGUGCUGGCUUGAGUUACUUGAUGUGGAAUAGAGUUCCAUGUAGUCAUGGCUCUAUGUAGUACUGUGCGCCUCUUUGUGGCACCUGACCACACGACUGAACAGUAGUCCAGGUGCGACAAAACUAGGGCCUGUAGGACCUGCCUUGUUGAUAGUGCUGUUAAGAAUGCAGAGCAGCGCUUUAUUAUAGACAGACUUCUCCCCAUCCUAGCUACUGUUGUAUCAAUAUGUUUUGACCAUGACAGUUUACAAUCCAGGGUUACUCCAAGCAAUUUAGUCUCCUCAACUUGCUCAAUUUCCACAUUAUUCAUUACAAGAUUUAGUUGAGGUUUAGGGUUUAGUAAAGGAUUUGUCCCGAAUACAAUGCUUUUAUUUUUUGAAAUAUUUAGGACUAACUUAUUCCUUGCCACCCAUUCUAAAACUAACUGCAGCUCUUUGUUAAGUGUUGCAGUCAUUUCAGUCGCUGUAGUAGCUGACAUGUAUAGUGUUGAGUCAUCUGCAUACAUAGACACACUGGCUUUACUCAAAGCCGUUAGUAAAGAUUGAAAAAAGUAAGGGGCCUAGACAGCUGCCCUGGGGAAUUCCUGAUUCUACCUGGAUUAUGUUGGGUAGGCUUCCAUUAAAGAACACCCUCUGUGUUCUGUUAGACAGGUAACUCUUUAUGUGUAAAGCCAUAACACAUACGUUUUUCCAGCAGCAGACUAUGAUCGAUAAUGUCAAAAGCUGCACUAAAGUCUAAUAAAACAGCCCCCACAAUAUUUUUAGCAUACAUUUCUCUCAGCCAAUCAUCAGUCAUUUGUGUAAGUGCUGUGCUUGUUGAAUGUUCUUCCCUAUAAGCGUGCUGAAAGUCUGUCAAUUUGUUUACUGUAAAAUAGCAUUUUAUCUGGUUUACUAAGGGUUGGUAACAGGCUGCUUGGUCGGCUAUUUGAGCCAGUUAAGGGGGCUUUACUAUUCUUAGGUAUGGGAAUGACACUUGCUUCCCUCCAUCUUUGUUUCAUAGUGUAGUUUCUUCUUUUUAUUCAGUUUAGUCACAUGAUUUCUCAAUUUGCAGUACGUUUGCCAAAUCGGUUGUACAGCCAGACCUAUUUGCCAUCUCUUUUGCCUCAUCCCUCUCAAUCAUACCAUUUUUUAAUUCCUCAUCAAUCCACGGGGAUUUAACUGUUUUUACAGACAUUUUCUUAAUGGGUGCAUGCUUAUUAGUAACUGGGAUAAGCAAUUUCAUAAAUGUGUCAAGUGCAGCGUCUGGUUGCUCGUCAUUACACACCACGGACCAACAAAUAUUCUUCACAUCAACAACAUAGGAAUCACUACAAAACUUAUUGUAUGACCUCAUGCACAAUAUUAGGCCCAGCCUUCGGAACUUUGGUUUUCCUAGAUAUGGCUACUAUAUUGUGAUCACUACAUCCGAUGGAUUUGGAUACUGCUUUCAAGCACAUUUCUGCAGCAUUAGUAAAGAUAUGAUCAAUACAUGUUGAUUAUUUAAUUCCUGUGCUGUUUGUAACUACCCUGGUAGGUUGACUGAUAACCUGAACCAGGUUGCAGGCACUGGUUACAGUUUGAAGCUUUCUCUUGAGUGGACAGCCUGAUGGCGGCAGGUAGCUUAGUGGGUAAGAGCGUUGUGCCAGUAACCGAAAGGUCGCUGGUUCUAAUCCCCGAGCCGACUAGGUGAAAAAUCUGUCGAUGUGCCCCUGAGCAAGGCACUUAACCCUAAUUGCUCCUGUUAAGUCGCUCUGGAUAAGAGCGUCUGCUAAAUGACAAAAAAAAAAGAAAAAAAAAAAAGAAAGCCAGUCAAUAUUUAAAUCACCCAGAAAGUAUACCUCUCUAUUGAUAUCACACAUUAUCAAGCAUUUCACACAUGUUAUCCAGAUACUGACUGUUAGCACUUGGUGGUAUUUAGCAGCUUCCCAGCAGAAUGGGCUUUAGGUGAGGCAGGUGAACCUGUAGCCAUAUUACUUCAACAGUAUUUAACAUGAGAUCCUCUCUAAGCUUUACAGGGAUGUGGUUCUGAAUAUAGACCGCAACACCGCCCCCAUUGGCAUUUCUGUAUAUGUUAUAACCUUGUAUUGCUACCACUGUGUCAUCAAAGGUAUUAUCUAAGUGAGUUUCAGAGAUUGUCAGAAUAUGAAUGUCAUCUGUUACUAGCAAAUUAUUGAUUUCAUGAACCUUGUUUCUUAAGCUGCAUAUGUUAACGUGGGCUAUUUUAAACCCUUUUCUGGGAUGAUUGAAUAUUUUUCUUGCUUUACUGGGAAGCUUAGCAGAGGUAGACAUACUCAGGUUAUUUCUAUUAGUGCAGGGUGAGCUGCACACAGUGGACUUCCUACUAGGGCACACCACCUCCGUGCUAACAAUAUUACUCUGGUUCAUAGGCACAGGACUCCUGCAUACAAUAGCUGUAGGAUCAGCAGAGGCAUUCAGGGCAGUAAGAGGGACAUAAAUUAGGUUAUUUACAUUGUGUCUUCCAACGCCCCUAGGAUAAUGUACAUUUGCUGAAUCAUUAUGGCAACUCAGUGACACAAUGGUAGGGAUUAAAUGAGCUGGACUUGGGUCAUUGAUAAGUCAUUGUCUCAACGCAGCCUUUAUAAUGCUGUGAAAGGAUCCAGGAACCCAAAUGAUUUGGGUGGAUCCCAUCCUCCUUAUAAUACAAGCUUUGUUUCCAGAAGGUAUCAAAAUUGUCAAUAUAUGUUACACCCACAGAGCUGCAAUAGUCUCGUAGCCAGUUAUGGAGGGAUAAAAGUCUGCUGAACUGUUCAAUGCCACGAUUUAGGGAGGGCAGAGGGCCAGAUAUUAUGGGGCAUUUGUUGGUGUCAAGUAGAGACCCAAUCUUUAAAAUCCAUCUUCAGCUGUUCUGAGCUGCCCUUCAUAAUGUCAUUUGACCCCACAUGAACCAUGACAGGUCUAAGGAAUUGACCAGUAGGAAUAUUGUGUUUUAGAGGUUUAGGAUGAUUACUAUCAUACCUUUUUAGGAGCGUCUUUUGGAUGAAUUAGAAUGCCGACUGCGAGCCAGGCCUAAUCGUCCAACAUCAGUGCCCGACCUCACUAAUGCUCUUGUGGCUGAAUGGAAGCAAGUCCCCGCAGCAAUGUUCCAACGUCUAGUGGAAAGCCUUCCCAGAAGAGUGGAGGCUGUUAUCGCAGCAAAGGGGGGGGACCAACACCAUAUUUUUGGCCAUGAUUUUGGAAUGAGAUGUUUGACGAGCAGGUGUCCACAUACUUUUGGUCAUGUAGUGUAGCUAGGUGGGGCAACCACGUCUCUACCUGGUGAAAUAAAUGUUAAAUGCAUUCUUCCUUCCUCCCCAUCCAGGUGUCCCCGUCGUCAGAGCAGCCCCCUGCCUCCUCUGAGACCCAGCAGGUCUUCCAGCCUGUCAACGUCUCCAAACCCCCACACAGCUCCGGCAUCAAUGUCAACGCAGCACCAUUCCAGUCCAUGCAAACAGUAAGGACACACACACACACACACACACACACACACACACACACAAACACACACUGGGGGAUACUUGUAGGGUGACUUGGGGACGCACACAAUGGCUCACAUGUCACCUCUUCUGAGAUCUGGAAGACACCUUUUUUUUCUGGGAGACUUUACACCCAAAACCAUUCUGUGAUGUCAUUAGGGUGUCAGGAAAAGGUCGUUCUAUGUUUAACAUCACUGAACUAAGAAUACAAGCGCAUUGGUUUGAUUUGAAUUCAUGUAAUUAGCAACACUUGGACAGGGUUGGGUAGUAACAGAUUAUAUUCCUCAAUUUAAGUGGCAGGGAUACAAUUGGGCUGAAACACAAAUCCCAGAUUGUAGCUUUAACUCUUACUGAGCCGAUGACCUUUUCUCCGAUUCUUUUCAGUUUAACAGGAAGUGGCUAUUGUUCCUGGUUGAACCACAGCGAACACUGUACUCAUCAUUGUCUCACCAGGCUGCCUUAUUCCUCUCCUCAGGUAUUCAACCUCAACCCCCCUGUCCCGCCAGCCAAUGAGACGGAAGCCUUGACCCAGGCCAGCCAAUACCAGAACAGCUACAGCCAGCAGGGCUUCAGCAGCCAAUCACAGCAGCUCCCUGUGGAGCAGACCGAGAUGCAGACGGAACCGCUGCAGUGUGGUGAGCUAGCAGGGCUGGAGCAGAUGUUUACCCUUUUCACACUACCAAGUUGAGCCGUACCCCACUGGCCUGGUUAUGCGUACACCAUUGUGCUACUGGAACCAUCCUGGAAAGGACAAUGUGAACAGGUUGAACAGCACUGGAUGGUGUGAAAAGGAUAUUUCAUGACUGUUGGUCUUAAAAAUUGCCAUUUUACUUAAACUACUUUUUCCCUGUAGUGGCUGGUGCCUUCCACACCCAGGACCCAUCCCUGCCCAGCCAGGACCUGCCCCAGGGACAGCAGCCCGGCCAGCAGGGUUCAGGGUUUGGCCCCGGGGCCGGUCGACAGGCCCAGCCCUUCUACAACAGCAGAGGCAUGACCCGCGGAGGGCCACGUAAUACCCGCGGCCUAGCCAACGGAUACAGAGGUCCAGUAUCCCAUCUGUCCUCAGACUGUUACGACUAACUGCAGGGCCACACAGCAUCUUCAAUAUACUCUAUACUACAGCUUUCUGUUCUCUAUAGGGCUUGAAAGAGUUGAUGUUUGACAUGUUGAUGUUAUUGUUUGAGCAGUGCGAGACACUAUAUGCUCUUUUAUUUUUUUUUUUUUUAUGACAGUGCAUACGUGUAUCUAACUUGAGUGUAACGAUCCAUUCCAGGUGGUUAUGACAGUUACCGGCCUCCCUUUGCCAACACUCCGAACUCUGGAUACCAACAGGCCCAGUUCAACACACCUCGGGACUACUCCAAUGGUGGCAACUACCAGAGGGGGGUAAAUAACCCUUUGACCUUAUCACUCACACAGGGUUGAAGGAAGGAUUGGGAUGGAUGUUGAGCUAACAUGCUCAGGCCCGCUUUCCCGGACACAGAUUAAGCCCUGGACUAAAAAGCACUUUCAAUUGGGGGGAGCGUUCUUUUUUUGUUGUUGUUGUCCAAAACCAGGCUUAAUCUGGGUCUGGGAAGUUGGUCCUUAAAGUUGUCUUUCCCCUUGCCAUAGGGGAUCUUGGAUGGUCUGUUUGGCAUCUAUAAGAGCAGGGGGUGGCUUGGCGUUUACGAGCGUUGGGCCAGUAACCGAAAGGUUGCUGGUUCGAAUCCCCAAGCUGACUGGUUUUGUGUUCCCUCUCCUUGCCACAUUACUGGAUGGUCUCAUUUUAUUUUAUUAGGAAUCUAAUUUAUAUAGGGGUACUCUCUAAGAACUGUCAGUAAUGUUUUGUCCCUCUGUCUUUUCCCCCCUGCUUUAGGACGGUUAUAAUCAGAACUACAAGCGUGGAGCA